Messenger RNA from Vitrella brassicaformis, 1104 nucleotides. The record is from the annotation of a GenBank genome assembly. NCBI's taxonomy places the organism in Eukaryota, Vitrellaceae.
CACCGCACUAUCGCAGUACCACAGGUACCAGACGGAUACACCCCUCGUCCCUUCCCUCUCCUAGACAUGUCUGUCAUGGGCAAUUGAGGCUGUCAGCUGUGGCCACCCCCGUGACAGCAUUAGUCCCCUUGGCAAUCCCGCACAGGUACUUCUGCUGAUCUUUCCGCAAGAACGUCUCAGAGAAAUCUGCAUUCUCGAUGUCGUUCUCGCCGAACGACGUGCUGCCUGUAGUAUAGGCCUCAGUGACGAUCGCGUCGCGAAAUGAGGCUCCACGCAGAUUCGCCAGCUCAAGGUUGACCAGCUUCUGUGUGAUGCACAAAUGCACGAACACAUACAGACAGACAGCGGUUCUCCGACAAGAGAGAGCAUAGGUGUGUGUGCUGUGUACCAUAUUGGCUCCAGUGAAGUCGGCAUUAGCGAGGUCUGCGUCGAAGAACGAUGCCCCCAGGAGCUUCGUCUGUGCGAAGUUGCUGUUCCUCACGACGCUUUGCUGGAACGACACACCCGACAGAUCCUGCCCGCUGAAGUCACUCCCCUCCAGAUUCACACCCCUGAGCACACACACACGCACCCAGGUGGACACAUCAGCUAUAGCCAACAGAGAUGCAUUCAGCCGCGUGGCGUUCCGUCCCUUUCCCUCUCCUCACCCACCUGGUGAUAAUGGUGGCCCGGCCCUGGUCAAGUGUCGACGCACCCCCGGCCACGACCUUAGUCUUGCCGCCUGACUGUGAUGGAACGGCAUCAGCCGGCAAGCCUCUCAGUGAGAACAAUCCACCAUUUGCAUAAGAAGCAGCGGUCCGCUGAGCCGGUGCAGCAUCGACACUCCGUUGCUCAGACGGCACAGCGAGACCCGGAGUGUCUAUCUCCGGGGUGACGAACAAGGGAAGCAGAGAGAAGAUAACGAUGGGAAGAACGGACCGUUGCUGCUGCUCGUGGCGGGACCGCUGCUGAUGCUGUUGCCCGUGCGAAUGCAGGCGCUGCGAUUGAGGCGGCUGGGGAGAGGGCAGCCGGAAUGCUGUUGCGAUGGAUAAUGAGAGAUAGAUCAGGAAGAUCAGCACAUGGGAUCGUUGAGAAGCCAUGUCCAUUUCUGUCACAUUCGAGUCG